AUGAUCGAAAGAUUCUUAAGCAGAGUCCGUGUCGGCGACGUGGUAUUCCAUUCGUGGAAAUGUAGUUAUGGAGCGCUCGACAGCAGCAUGUACUGCCUGAUGGUGAACAACUGUACGGUAUCUGGUGAACGGGAUUCAUCGAAUCGAGUUCCAAUAUUGGAUGAGUUUGGCUGUUCACUGUUCCCGAACGUUCUCCCACAUGUCGAGUAUCCAUCGGAUCUUAAUGGUGGACUGCUUGUACAUGCCUUCUCGCUUGAUGUUGAUCAGGCUGCCGUCUAUUUCGAGUGCAACGUAAAACUUCUCCUAAAAUUAAACGGAGUUUGCAGAAGACCCACAUGCCCGCCUCUGAAAGAACUACGAGGAGUUCGCAGUCGUUUCCGUCGCCGUAUUGCAAAGCCAUAA
Molecule: messenger RNA, 402 nt
Organism: Necator americanus (New World hookworm)
Lineage: Eukaryota; Metazoa; Nematoda; Chromadorea; Rhabditida; Ancylostomatidae
Exons: 3
Coding region: 1-402 (133 amino acids)
Source: RefSeq, a predicted model, not a curated record